AUGGCUGCUCACAACGACGUCGAGGCCUUCCACCAGGCGCUCCGGUCCAGCCGCCGGAUACUCGCCCUCUGUGGGGCCGGCCUCUCGGCCUCGUCCGGCCUGCCCACCUUCCGCGGCGCCGGCGGAUAUUGGCGCAACUACGAUGCCACGAGCCUGGCCACCGUGCGGGCCUUCAGGACGGACCCGGGCAUGGUCUGGCUGUUCUACGCCUACCGCAGGCACCUGGCGCUCAAGGCCGAGCCGAACCCGGGGCACCGAGCCCUGGCGGCGCUGGCGAGGCGGAACCUGGACUUUAUGUGCCUGACUCAGAACGUCGACAACCUCUCACCACGGGCUCAACACCCCUCUUCACAGCUAAAAUGCCUCCAUGGCUCCCUCUAUGACAUCAAGUGCUCCAACGAGAGCUGUGACUGGAUCCAAAGGGGAAACUUUGACGAUCCCUUUUGCGCUGCGCUGGCCCCGGCUUCCGUGGACAUGCCCAACGGCGAGCCCUUGCCACUGCUGGAUCCGUAUCACCGUGUCAAGCACAUCACCGAGGACGAGCUGCCAAAGUGCCCCAAGUGCCACAGGGGCCUGCAACGUCCAGGCGUGGUAUGGUUUGGGGAGGAUCUGGACUCUGCCAUGAUGAUGGACAUAUCAGCGUGGAUGAACGCUGAGCCACUGGACCUCAUGUUCGUAAUCGGCACAUCGGCCCAGGUUUAUCCCGCUGCCGGCUACAUCGACAAGGCAAGAAAGCGAGGCGCGCGUAUCGUCACAAUCAACCCAGAGGCAGAAGACGAAGCCGAAAUGUUCAAGGUCAAUCCCGGCGACUUUGCCUUUGGCAAGGACGCCGCCGAGUAUCUACCGCUUCUACUCGAGCCCAUCAUUGGCAAACCGAAUGCGGAUGGCGAAUUUGAAAUGUCAUAG
Messenger RNA from Trichoderma atroviride IMI 206040, 906 nucleotides. RefSeq lists its product as uncharacterized. The record is from RefSeq and is a predicted model, not a curated record. Gene Ontology annotation, cellular component: nucleus. NCBI's taxonomy places the organism in Eukaryota, Fungi, Ascomycota, Sordariomycetes, Hypocreales, Hypocreaceae. Gene Ontology annotation, molecular function: protein-succinyllysine desuccinylase activity; histone deacetylase activity, NAD-dependent; NAD+ binding.